Molecule: messenger RNA, 1299 nt
Organism: Acipenser ruthenus (sterlet)
Lineage: Eukaryota; Metazoa; Chordata; Actinopteri; Acipenseriformes; Acipenseridae
Gene: ferd3l
Product: pancreas transcription factor 1 subunit alpha
Exons: 1
Coding region: 196-669 (157 amino acids)
Biological process (GO): developmental process; regulation of transcription by RNA polymerase II
Molecular function (GO): DNA-binding transcription factor activity, RNA polymerase II-specific; RNA polymerase II transcription regulatory region sequence-specific DNA binding; protein dimerization activity
Source: RefSeq, a predicted model, not a curated record
UUAUACACGUUAAAAAAAAAAAAAAAAAUCCUGUUAUCUAUCUAGUUGUAAAGACUAAUGGAAUAAAUACUAUUGUCCUCUCGCUAUUUGGGAGGGACAAGAAUUUGUAAAAAAUAAAAAAAAAUCCUUUAUAAAGGGAGAUAUCAAGAAUUCAUACAGAUGCUUCUUAAAAUUUAUUGAAACGGCCCUGAAGCAAUGGAAAUCCAGGGACAGUUUUUGGAUUCUACAGUUAUGGACUUCGUUACAGACGGGAGCUUUUUAGAAUUGCCUUUGAAUUUCUCUGCAGAAUCGAAACAAUCUGAAGCAACGUCUUUACACAGCAUGGAUAUACGUGAACGCUUUUAUGAUUUUGCCUCCAUUCAUGGUUUUGCAGACGCAGAAAGCAAAGUGUCCCUUGGCUCACUGGGUAUGGAGAAUUCGCCUGACUGCAGUAUGAGUUCAUUAACGGGGCGAUCUAAAAGAAAACGCGUGAUCACCUCAAACCAACGCCAUGCCGCCAACAUCAGAGAGAGAAAAAGAAUGUUCAGUUUAAACGAAGCCUUCGAUGAUCUGCGUAAGAAGGUUCCCACCUUUGCUUACGAGAAAAGGUUGUCAAGAAUCGAGACUCUGCGACUCGCUAUUGUGUAUAUCUCCUUUAUGUCUGAACUCUUAAAGAACGAAAAACAAUAAUUCUACAGAACAGACAUUUCAGUUGGAAUGCUAAGUGACACUGCAGUUUUAUAUUUCGAUAUUGCUGUUAAAAAAUAUUGUGUUUAAUAUAUUUUGUAUUAUGCGAAAGAGACAAAUACUCUGCAAAUGUGUACAUUUUCCCCAUAAGACAAUACCGACUCUAACGUGAACAUAUUGCAGAGAGAAUAGGCUGUAACCAAUACUGGUUUCUUUUUCCACGUCACUUCUGUGGUUUUGAGUGGAUUUGUUUAUGAGUAUCAACUGGUGAAGUUGGCAGCACAAUACUACUUAAAAUGUUAUAAUAAACACAAAGUAAGAAUGUUGUUAACGGUAGAACAAUCUCGUGCUAGGUGUCAUAAUUACACAGUAUGAGUAGAAGUGUUAUGAUAGCUAAUAUAGCUCCUUAGUGGGCAAAUAGCGAAAUGCUAAACUACCCAAUUUGAUGACCGUAUAAUAUUUCACUAUGUUGAAAAGUGUAUUAGUUUGGUCAGUUCUAAACUUGGUAAAGAAAAAAAAAAACAAAAAAAAAAACACAACUAUUAACUAGUAUUAACUAUUAACUGUAGUUUUUACUGUUUACUAGCCAUAUGCCAAACCAGUUAUAUAUUGAUGGUGCUAUAUUGCAUUGCA